UUGUCAUUUAAAUUUGCUAGUUCAGUCAACAGGAUCGAUCUGGAUUCCCUACAUUUAUCCGAUCCUUGUGACGAGUAAAAAAACAAUGAAAAAGAAGGGUUUUUGAUAGAGCAGCUGAGGAGUCCACAUUAUGGGACAGAACAGAGCUGCCGGCCGGCACUUGUGAAGUUGCUGUGUUCAGGAAAGGAAAACACAAUUUUUAUUUUUAUCAAAUGACAGAAGAAAUUAGCAUGCUAGCAGCUAUUAAUUCAUCAAAAAGGGUAUGUAUUGCUGUCCAACGGUAAACCACUGGCAGGGUUGGAAUAUUAGUUUGAAACCGUUUCUCUCUUAAUUUUUAUACUAUAAGAAGUGUCAUCCGCUUUCAUUUCCGGUUAGCUAGCUAGGUGUUCUUAGCAAUUGAUUUCUCCGAACGUCAUCAAUCACGCCCGGGCUUGGAUGCUCAUUGCGUCCAUUUUUCAAGCCUGUAGCAAUGAAGAACUUGUUCAAUUCCCCAUUCAAAGGCAUCGUUGAAGACUUCAAAAGUAGAAAAGCAUGCUACAACCAAGAUUGGAGCAAUGCAUUGUGUUCCGGUCCCAGGAUAUUGGCUCCAACAACUUAUAUGUUCUUUGCUUCUGCUCUUCCUGUUAUCGCUUUUGGCGAGCAACUUAGCAAAGAAACAGAUGGAAGCUUGAGCACCGUUCACACGCUGGCUUCUACUGCUAUAUGUGGUAUCAUACACUCGUUGUUUGGUGGCCAGCCUUUGUUGAUCUUAGGAGUUGCAGAGCCCACUGUAAUAAUGUAUAGUUAUUUAUACAGUUUCGCAAAAGGAAACAAUGCGAUUGGGAAAGAGCUCUACUUGGCUUGGGUUGGAUGGGUGUGUGUCUGGACAGCUCUCCUGCUCUUUCUUCUCGCGAUAUUCAAUGCUUGCACAAUUAUCAAUAGAUUUACAAGGGUUGCCGGGGAACUUUUUGGCAUGUUGAUUGCAGUUCUUUUCAUUCAACAAGCUGUGAAGGGUAUAUUAGGAGAAUUCAGAAUCCCUGAACAUGAAGACCCAAAUUUAGAAAAAUAUAAUUUUCAGUGGUUGUAUACAAAUGGGCUGCUAGGUGUUAUAUUCACCUUUGGUUUACUAUAUACUGGUUUAAAAAGCCGAGGGGCAAGAUCAUGGCAGUACGGCACUGGAUGGUUUCGGACUCUCAUUGCGGACUAUGGAGUUCCUUUAAUGGUAUUAGCAUGGGCAGCAUUGUCAUUUGGUGUACCGGGGAAACUUCCUUCCGGUGUUCCUAGGAGGCUUGAAAGCCCUCUUCCUUGGAACACUGCAUCCUUGAAGCAUUGGACUGUAAUCAAGGAUAUGGCUAAGGUCCCACCAGCAUACCUAUUUGCUGCCUUCAUACCCGCUGUUAUGGUCGCUGGUCUUUAUUUUUUCGAUCAUAGUGUCGCUUCACAAAUGGCACAACAGAAGAACUUCAAUCUCAGGAAACCAUCUGCUUACCAUUAUGACAUUUUAGUCCUCGGGGUUUUGACUCUGUUCUGUGGAUUGAUUGGACUCCCUCCAUCCAAUGGAGUACUCCCACAAUCUCCUAUGCACACGAAAAGUCUGGCUGUGCUCAGUAAACAGUUGAUAAGAAAGAAGAUGGUAAAAGGUGCCAAGGAAUGCAUGAAGCAAAAUGCCAGCAACUCAGAAAUCUAUGGCAAGAUGCAGGCUGUGUUUAUAGAAAUCAACAGAACUCCACUGCCUUCAGCAGCUAAUGAGUUGAAGGACUUGAAGGAUACGGCUAUGAAAGAUGAUGAUGGAGGCAUUGCCUAUGGUAACUUUGAUCCUGAAAAACACAUUGAUGCUCACUUGCCGGUUCAAGUUAAUGAGCAAAGGUUUAGCAACCUUUUGCAAUCACUUCUCGUGGGAGUAUCAUUGCUUGCCAUGCCCAUAAUAAAGAAGAUACCAACAUCAGUGCUAUGGGGAUAUUUUGCUUACAUGGCUAUUGACAGCCUCCCUGGGAACCAAUUCUGGGAAAGAAUCUUGCUGCUUUUCGUUACCCCUAGUCGAUGUCAUAAGAUAUUGGAAGCUCCCCAUGCUUCAUUUGUAGAGAAUGUGCCCUUUAGGCAUAUUUCAAUGUUUACGCUUUUCCAAUUAGCAUACCUUCUCAUUUGUUUUGGAGUGACAUGGAUACCCGUUGCUGGGAUAUUGUUCCCCUUGCCAUUCUUCCUACUUAUAAGCAUACGUCAGUAUGUCCUUCCUAAGCUCUUUCACCCAUUUUACCUUCAUGAGCUGGAUGCGGCUGAGUAUGAGGAAAUCGAGGGAGCUCCAAGACGCGGGGGUGCAGUCUCAUUCAAGGAACGAAAUGGUUCGGUUGAUGGUAUAGAUUUAAGUUUAUGUGAUUCUGAGAUACUGGACGAGCUGAGCACCAGGAGAGGAGAGUUGAAGCUUAUAUCGAAAAGCUUCGGUGAUGAUAAGAUUUUUCAGGUGCAUCCUGGCGAGGAUUCGGAAGGCGGUCUUUGAAGAUUAUGAAAAGCAGCUUUCUGUAAGGGAUCAAGUUCACCUGGGGAGGGUUUGUGAAGAAACCGUAGCGUGUUAAUGCAACUGGAUUUGAUCUGUGCAAUCUCUAAAAUAAUUAUUUUACAGUCUUAAAAAGAAUUCUACCUUUAACAGAGAGAGAAUAAGUAGAGCAGCAGCUCAAUGAUUUAAGCCUCUAAUCAAUUUGGUUAUAGUGAUCCAAGUCAUAUGGACUAUACUUGUAAAUUUGCUGAUCCACAGUUUAUGAAUAAAUUCAUCAACGGUCAGGAAAACCUACAAAUAUUAUCAUCUUAGCUCUAGCUUAAGAAAGUAUUGUACAAAAAAUACUUUUCUUGCCUUAAUUUGGUCUUCAAGAAGCAAAGCCUAGCUGCGAUUCUCACAACCGCAGAUAAUUA
Messenger RNA from Populus trichocarpa (black cottonwood), 2883 nucleotides. RefSeq names its product boron transporter 4. The coding region runs from base 470 to 2473 and encodes 667 amino acids. Gene Ontology annotation, cellular component: plasma membrane. Lineage: Eukaryota; Viridiplantae; Streptophyta; Magnoliopsida; Malpighiales; Salicaceae. The record is from RefSeq and is a predicted model, not a curated record. Gene Ontology annotation, molecular function: solute:inorganic anion antiporter activity. Gene Ontology annotation, biological process: monoatomic ion homeostasis; transmembrane transport; monoatomic anion transport. The transcript has 15 exons.